GGUGGCGUAGCAGGGCUCGGGAUGUUGCCGUGCUCCACGGGGACCCACGGCCCACGCUGACUCGCUGCGCCACAGAGGACACCCCGAGGGACGCCAGGAGCCAGGAGCAGCAGCAGCGGGCGCUGCAGGAGCUCUGCACCGUCACGGUGACGUCUUCUGACCGCAGCGGGAAGAGCUCCCCGUCCUUUUCUGCUGCUCUUCUGGGAGUCGUGUGGACCUUCCUGACCGGAGGAGUCCUGCUAGUGCUCUUCUUCCUUGUCUUCACAAUUCGCUUCAGGAAAAACAGGAUCGUGAAGAUGUCCAGCCCCAACCUGAACAUUGUGACCCUGCUGGGCAGUGGCUUGACUUACACUAGUGCUUACCUCUUUGGGAUUCAGGAGCAGAGCCUGCCAUCUGGAGACUCCGUGGAAAAGCUUAUUCAGGUGCGGCUCUGCCUGCUGUGCGUGGGGACCUCCCUGGUGUUUGGCCCCGUCCUGGGGAAAAGCUGGCGGCUCUACAGGAUUAUCAAAGACCUCCAGCUGCUGGCAAUGGUGGCAGUAUUGGUGUUGGCCGAUGCCGUGUUGCUCUUGACAUGGGUGUUCUCUGAUCCGGUCCAGUGUUUCCGAAGCCUCAGUGUCUCACUGCGGGCGACAGAGAAAGGCAUGACCUGCUCCGUGAACCGGGUGCAGUCCUGCGCAUCCCUUUAUUCCGACCUUUGGCUCGUUCUCAUUUUAGGGUUUAAGAGUAUCCUCCUGCUGUAUGGGACUUACUUGGCUGGUCUGACUGACAACGUCAGCUCCCCGCCAGUCAACCAGUCCUUGACGCUCAUCGUUGGGGUUAACCUCGUUUUCCUGGCUGCCGGCACCGUCUGCUUAGUUCACCGUUUCUUCCGUGCUUGGCACAACUUGGUGUUUGGUUUUACCUCUGGAGGCAUCUUCGUGUGUACAACCACAAUCAACUGCUUCAUCUUUGUCCCACAGCUCAAGCAGUGGAAAGCCUUUGAAGAAGAAAGCCAAACUGUGAGCCACAUGGCGAAAUAUUUCAGCAGCCCGAGCAGGAGCUGCCGCUCGGUGUACAGCGAGGAGCAGCUCUACCAGCUCAUAGGGGAGAAAAACUCCAUGAAGCGGCUGCUCACUGAGAAAAACGCCGUGAUCGAAAGCCUGCAGGAGCAAGUGAGCAGCGCCAAGGAGAAGCUGAUGAGGCUGAUGUCGGCUGAGAGCGGCUGCGACCCUCAACUUACACAGGCAGCUCCUGGCACCUGGAGCUCGGGAAGACGCAGGGAUGUGCUGGGGGACUGGUGCCCCCGGGAUGCAGAGCGGGAUGGCUGGCAGCCUCCCUGCUUGCUGGGUACGCCCCCUCUUUGCCGGGAUGCUCAGGACCUCGGGAAAGGUGCGAGCGCGAGCCACGAGCCUGUUUGCUCCCGGGCACUGCUUUUUGACGUGGAGGAUGGCCUCCAACGUGACUCGAAAGAUGGCUGGGAGUGCGGGCAGCCUCCGGAGCAGCUGCCAGGCCAGGACAUCUCAGCUGGCAUGGCCUGGGAGUCGUCCCCCAAAGUCAGCUACGUGAGCAGCGAGAAGCUGCGGGAAAUCUUGCAAGAGCUGAGCCUGGAUGGCAAAACCUACAGCCCGGCCUUGCCUGGGGGACCCCCACGUGGCAGCUGGGGCUCCCCAGGUGAGCAGGGAGGAACGUGGCGAGGCCAGGAAGGCUACCCGGGCACCCGCAUGCCCCUCAACCCCUACCUGGCGAGGCGGAGGCGGAGGAUCCCCCCUCCAGCCAUCCCUGGAGAGGUCAGCCUCCAGCCAGAGGGAUGGCCAGGAUGGCCGGAGUCCCAGGGUGCUUCCCCAUGCAUCCCGCGGGAGCAGGAGCGGCAGCGGGGUGCUCUGAGGGGACUCGCUGAGCCCUCCCUGCACUCACUCUACUAUUACCCAGACUCUGAUUCCGAGAUGUUUCACGGCUGCCAUCGGCCCUGCUGUGAGGUCUGCUUCCAGAGCCCACGCGGCUCCCUGGGCAGCAGCAGCACAGACACGGACACAGAGCCCAGCGGCUGCGCGGGCCACCGGACAGAGCACCACAGUGGGCCCCAGCCCGUGGUGAAUUUCAAAGAAGAUCUGAAACCCACCUUUGUGUGA
Tauraco erythrolophus (red-crested turaco) is the source of this 2108-nucleotide messenger RNA. The record is from RefSeq and is a predicted model, not a curated record. Lineage: Eukaryota; Metazoa; Chordata; Aves; Musophagiformes; Musophagidae.